GGAAAUUUUACAUUAAACGCGUGCUUAGGCUUGCACUCGACAGCGAGCAACAAGCAACUCAUCUAUGCCAACAGCGAUGCUAAUAAUGGCCAUGAAUAUUUAGAUAUUCCGCACCAACCAUAGUUUCUGCGUCCACAGAGCUAGAAGCACGUCCAAAGGAAUGCUCAUUGUCAUACUGAUACAUGCCUUAAGGGUCUUGUCGUAGACACAGUUUAAAAGAGAAAGAAUGCAAUACCUCUCCAAGAUCAAGAAGACAGAACACACCGUCUACAACAACAGAAACAAGAUCUGCCAUGAUUCACCGCUCCGUUACUGUGCAAAAGCUCGUAACUCUAAACGCGCAAUUAAGCAACGCUAAUAACAUUAGUAAUAAUAAUAAAAGCAACAGCGGCAGCAAUAGUGGCAGCAGUGGCCACAAAUUGGCCCUUGCACAAUUGUGGUCGCAAUGCGCAUCCCCUGUGUCUCAUACAUCUUCGCUUGCUGCGACAUACAUUGUUGACUUGACGCUGAAACGCUCACUUGAUUGGAACGAUGCUUUUGAAGGAUUCGAGAAUGCAUUGGCCACAGCUCAAGGACAGGCCCUUUCUAAUAUUGUACACGCGAUAAGCAGACUUUGUAUUGCUGCUGCCGAAGCUUUCUCAGUGGAUAUUGCCAAUACCAUUUCAUUAUCGUCGCCACCGUUGUCAUCAACAUCUCUGAAUAUCAGCAAGAAUGUUUUUGCCAUCAAGAAUAAUCGGCACCCAUUUAUUGCAUUAAUCACCACAAAGACCAAUGUUGAGGCUAUUCUGUUUGCUGAGAUGGACAAGAUCAUGGAUUACAAGUCAGAUUCGACUUCAUAUCGCAUCGCCGCUCUUGAGAUCUUAUCACCGUUUCUAGACUUCGUUUUGCUGGAUCGAGAGUGUAGGGCAUCCAUGGUCGCCAGCACUGCGAUUUUAUGGAUUUCUAAAACAUUGAACGCAUGUCUACUCGAUCAUGAGUUGGAACUGUUCAUUGUCAAACUUUUCGAUUACCUCUGCUCUAUCCCAAGUCGUUUUCCUCUGGACCGAUUUCAGCUGAGCACAGGAUUACAGACCAUCAUUAGCAUUUUGGUUGAUUUUUACAGCCUUCCUUCAGCACAAUUAUCACUCUCUGAUGAAUAUAAAUCAGUCUUAGGAAGUCAGCUCUUAUUGACCAUUCUAUCAUGGACAGCUGAUUUGAGACGAUUUGGGUUGCCUACGCUUCAAUUGUUACAGACAGCUCAGAAGCUUUUUAAAAACAGGAAAGGAUAUCAUGCCCCAACUCUUCCCUUUGAUGUAAUUUGGCCUUUACUCUCGUUUUUGUUGAUGAACUCACCUACAGUAGAUGAACAAACAAUUGUCGUGGACUGGAUGCAUGUUGUUAUAACAACAACGGAGAAUCAUCAGACAAAGGCUGUAAUCGCCAGCAUGGCAUUCUUAUCCAUUUUCCAAGUCAUGAGCGAGUCACAGAUUGAGGGUGUCAUCAAGAAAUGCUCCGAUAUCCUGCAAAGACUGGAGACCAUUCCCAGAACAACAGUAUCUGAUGAGGAAGUUCAGGGUCACUACCCUCCCUCAUCUUCCUCAUCUACUUCUACGCCAUUAUCGCAGAUAACCUCUGGUGUUGCAGCCAUGAUACAAGCUGAAGUCGCCCAUCUUUGUCGGAUAUGGGAACUAGGGAAGGAGCAACAGGAUGAACCAUUCCAACUCACGCUGAAAGAUGACAGUACACUAUCUAGCCUAGUCUUUACCAGCUUCAUGUUUCAUCCGAACGAAAAUGUACGAACCCUUGCUGCAGCACAACAGGCUCAAAUGGGAGAAGGGCGGUUGGUGACACUGGUUUUAUUCAUUUAUGUACUGCGAGUAGAUCCUUCACCUUUGGUCAAGCUGUAUUUAUUACAAGAAGCAAUUCCUUCUCUCGUUACUUCUAAAGACGAGGUAGUGACUGCGAAGGUUCUUCGAACCAUUUUGACGCUUAUCAAUGGUGUCCCUAAUGCGCCAACGGGGUCAAAGUUUGUGCACUCACAUAUGGGAGCAGUCGGUAUCAGGAUCUUGUUUCUGAUCUGGAAAAGGCAACCACGUAUUUGGAAGACAUUGCGUCAUGUUAUCCACGGCUGGGUCGAGAGUCGGUCACGGCUUCUCAAGACUCCGUUCAAGGGUGAGCCUGAAUAUGACAUGGAGGUUGCUGUCCUCACUACGAUCAGAGACAUUUGCGCUUAUGAUGCGGCAGGCUAUGCUGAGGUACUGAUCCCAUUCUUGGCAACUCUACUUGGCUCUGUAGAGCUAUAUGCAUCCUCAAUUUGCACUAUCAUUGAAACCAUGAAUCUGACAGUAGAGGCCAACGUAGUUGAACCCCGAGCAGCAUGGAACGUCUUACUGUGUCAUGUGGCGGAACAUGCUAUGAAAACCCAGCAUGUAGCAAUACUCCAGGAGAUGUGUGUGUUUUAUGGUAUUGUGGGCUCUAGAAAUGAAGAUACUCAAGUCUGUCUUGAUCUUCGCGAAGCCGUUCUUGUCAACUAUAUCCAGCCGCUUUUGAGUUCUGAAAGCCCCAAGGUCUUAGCAUCAGCACUGAGAGCGCUUUCUUGCUUCACAGCAUCUGAGAUCAUGCCUAUUCUUCUUCCUGAAGGGCCACCGAUCCUUUACAUUCGUGAACGAAUCCUUGAGGUCGCUCAGAACUCAAUGGUUGUGGACGAGUAUUCGUUGGUCCUUGACAAGUUGGUCCGCCAUGAGCUCUCACACAUGAGACGAAGUCUCUUCAAGGAUGCAGCGUUCAAAAAGUCAACACCUGAUAAUGUUUCUGCAGGCGCUCAGGAGCUGGAGAGGCUGCAGGGGGUUAUGGAGAUUGUAUCAAGCAGUAUUUUGCAGAAAUGGCAAUCCGGGAAUGUCAAUCCUGGCCUUCGAAUCGGAUAUGCGCUUUCAGGCCUGCUAUGCUCAUCUGCGGUAACUACCGCGGAUAGCGCUUCCACAGCCGGGGACAAUGGAGUGGGUGGUGUUGAAUCUAUGGAGACGAUUCGAACCCGACAAAGCUACAGAAAUGUAAUGACAGCAUUGACAGACGUGACUCUCACAGACCACUUGAUAGAACGUAUUUCAGCGCUAGAAGGGUGGACUGCCUUGUUCGAUAACAUGUGGAUUCCAAGCGAUGAUACACAGACAUUGAUAAUCGCAGAGACGCUUAUUUUGGACUUGUACAAGAAAAUCAUGGACGGCUAUGUACCUGCGCAUUGUGCUAAUGCUGUAUUUGCCAUCACAGGCAUCAUUUUAUCCCUCCAUCGCCACUCUCAUCCUGCUUCGUCAGUCCAAAGCUCCACGCUGGCCAAGUAUCUGCUACAGAAUUUUGUCCGCUCAGAGACGCUAACAGAUGUUAGUGCAAGCGACGAAGUCCAGUUCGCAGUCCUGGUCUCAUUGAGCUUUAUCACACCUUUAGCAGCAGUUGAUGAGAAACUGGUUUCUUCUGUCCUUGAUGUAUUUUAUGAUCGCCUUCAAAUGAAUACUACCCAUACAAACACUUCAAGUGAAUUGUCGAGCUGGGCUACAUUUGCAAUCGGGUGGGCGUUCUGCAAUGUACUAGCAGGAUUAGUGAACUCACCAACAAAGACUGCAGAGUUGAAUAAGAUCUGUCUCGAGCAGCUUCAGCUACUCUUACACGUAUAUGAGGCCAGCACAGGCUCUUUUGAAUUAAUAUUAGGUAUUCUCAUCGCGUUUCCACGCCUGUCAGUAGCCAUCGCAGCAUCAUCUUCACCAACACGCAAAAGUGGAGACACAACAGCAAGUUGCUCAAAUGAAGAAACGGAAAUUGUGCAGAAAAUAAAGAUCAUGGCCCGGUGCGACCUAGAGGUAUUUUUGGAGAACCAACAACAAGGGUUUUCUGCACAGCUAUUAGCCAGGCUGCUAGGCGCGCCUUGGGUAAUUGCAUUCUCUGAUAGGGCAGAGGCAUCACAAGAUGACAUCAAAUCAGAUACAGGGUUGUUAGAUCGUACGCUCUUGGCAGCUACUUCGCGAAGAGACCUUCAGCCGCAGCUUGUCCAUUUCACAGUGCCAUUCUGCCAUAUGAUCCACACAAAUCUCGAUGUCCGCAACCCGGCUUCGCAUGAGAUAUCGCUCUUCACAGGGAGAGUUCAUUCGCUCGUUAAUCUUAUCCGGAUUACCCCUACUUCUGCAGCCAGACACACUGCCGUUGUGGCUCUUGCAUCACUAUUCGGUGUAGAUUGGUGUAGAGGGCCAACUGUCAUGUCCAUGGGCAGUAAUGGUCUGUUUUCCUAUUUUACAUCUUCUAAUAAUCCUGUGGCAAUGACAUCUGUUUCCAAUUCGGCACUUACAACACUGAUGGAGUUGAGCGGACUUUCUAUUUCUAUCACUACUGAUGUCUCUAAAGAGACUACAGGAGUGGGGACAUUAUCUAAUGCUUAUGCGAUGGCUAUUCCAGCAUCCAAGGCUCCAUCUGCAAAGUCUGCACUUAUGGUUCAGGAUUUGAAGGCUGGCCGACUGGCAGCUAUGGUUCUUGGUCAUAUCGCCUGUCAUUUUCAUCGACUUGGACAAGCAGAUGUAGGCAAGGUUAUUGGUACUAGUAGUGAACCCAAAGAUUAUUCACGAUUGCCGACCUCAACUUCAUGGCUCCGUGCGCUCUGGGAUGGAAUGUGGGAGCCUUUACAGAUGGGAACUGUACAGAGGUCUAGGAAAUCUUACCGAACAGCGUUGGAGGUAAUGCUUUAUACAGUCUACAAUCUUCCAGCUCCUUUACCUGCCGUGAACUGGUUCCCGCUCUUAACACAGCUGGUGGCAUUGGAGCCCCGACUAAUCAUUCCAGCGAUCCAUAUGGCUUCCAGGCACGCUAAUACUUCGACAUCGCUGAUGGAAUUCCUAAUCAUGCAAUUGUCAGGAUUCAAAAUUGGAGAUGUUGUUAGCUCUUCCAAAGAGACUAAGGAACCUAAGGAAGGACGGGAGGAGGAAGAGGGACACGGCGUUGAGGAGCUCUAUGUUGGCGAGGAAGGACUUGGAAGAAUAUUGGCUUUGGGUGGUUUGCCCUUGGUUGUGUUCGGAGGUGGUGAUCAGGUUCUUGUGGAAUUGGAUAAAGUCCGUGGAUUAGGCGGGAUUGCUAAGAAGGUGUCGUUGCCAAGCUCACGCGUCAUUGACGUGAUGGAGAAACUGAGCAACGAGCUUUUUUUCGCUGUAGGAAAUUGUAGUGAUGUUAAUGUUACAGAAAGGGCGUCGGAAAGACAGGAUCCACAGAAAGAGGUACUGCAAUUAUUAUUUUUGGACACAUUGAGUAACCAUAUUCGACCUUAUCGCCAGGGCCAAGGCUGUUCAGCUGCGGCCGGCAAAAGUUCUGGUGGCGAUGGCAUAAGUGCUGUUGGCACAGCUGUUGCUGCAGCCUCAGCAACGCAGAACAAGGCGAUCAACAACCAAAAUACACUCACUGAGGACGCGAAAGAGCUCUUGAGUGAGCUACGAGCUGUGAUAUUGCGUGUAUUUUAUCGAGUUUCUUUCAACAACUUUCUGACAGCACAGCGUGUAUUGAGGCGGUUAGCAGACCUAUCCUUGACCUCGUUGUCACAUCUGGAUGCCGCUCAGUUAGAUACUUCCUUAGAUGCAACGACUGGAGACAGAGGCUCACGCGUUCUUAAGGAGGCCAUUGGCAUUUCAUCCCUUUACCGUGCAGGCUAUUUAACAUCACAGCAGGAAGCAAGGUUAAUCCGGACUGCUCAAUCUGCAUUACUGAUCGUGAGCGAUACUUCCCUUGGGAUUCAAAACAGGAAGUUUGCAGAAUCCGCCAUCUCUGUACUUCUCUACGCCAUGAACUCUGGUGUCGCAGAGCGACGACCACCAUCAUCUUUGAGUAUGCGGCGAAAGAAGAGGAACGCUCAACGUUUUACUUGGUUACAAAGAAUCUUGGAUCUUCUAGUUUUGUUUUCAAACCAAUACGAAGCGUUUUCAAAGGGCGUGACACUCUUGCUGGGUGGUGCGGUACUUUUGUGGUGGGAUGAGAAGGAUAUUGUUUCAGGUUUCAGUCUGGUAGAUCUAAGAUCUGAAGGAUUAGGUGGAUCCUCUUUACAGACUCUCGACAACAUUGAUGAUACAGAGGUCGGUUUACUCGCUAAUGUCGAUGAGCAUGACUUGGAACACGGAGACGAUGCUUCCGAGAAUAAUGCUACUGCUGGAAUGGAUCACAAUAGCCUUGAAGAUGAUGAAUUUGAGUUGUGGCAUCAACAGUUCGUACAGGGUAUCUCAGUAGAUGCUUUGACUAGCGAAGGAGCUCAAGAGCAAUAUCACCAUCAUCAAAAAAUGAAUGAGGACGGUCAUCAACGAAACAUUAUGGGUCGGGUAUCUUUGAUUCUACCAGAUAUCAUCAUGAACAUUCGGGGCAGAACUGCAUCACCAACUUCCAGCGAUGGCCAAACUGCUAGCAGGUUGCUUCGAAUGGCGCUGGACACACAGAUUAAUCCAACAGAGCGGCAGUUCCUGAUAGGAUUAUUGAGACGCAUAGAGGAUUUAGUCCCCAUUGGACAGACCUGGAUUUUGAAGUGAAUAUGUUGUUAGAUUGAAACAAUAGAGCAAUAUGCAAAC
Molecule: messenger RNA, 6557 nt
Organism: Lobosporangium transversale
Lineage: Eukaryota; Fungi; Mortierellomycota; Mortierellomycetes; Mortierellales; Mortierellaceae
Exons: 6
Coding region: 294-6518 (2074 amino acids)
Source: RefSeq, a predicted model, not a curated record